Messenger RNA from Dicrocoelium dendriticum, 239 nucleotides. The record is from the annotation of a GenBank genome assembly. NCBI's taxonomy places the organism in Eukaryota, Metazoa, Platyhelminthes, Trematoda, Plagiorchiida, Dicrocoeliidae.
AUGACUUUCAUUCCCCUUUAUCUUCCAUUUACUUUCUACUUCUUUCUUCACGUAACCUACACAGCGCGGACUGUUAGUGCAGGGAACGAGGGCAGUAAUUGGUUGAUCAGGGUGUGUUUCGGAUGUUUCGUUUUAGAUCUAUCAAGAACUAGCACCUUAUCAUUUCCUGCCAACGAUUUGCUCAAGAAGGAACACUCAAGGGAUUUUCCUAUCGUUCCAGUCCAUCUGAAUCUGAAGAG